AUGGCGUUUAAGAAAACCCUAACUCAGCGUCUGUUAAACAUCACUAAAAUGUCGUCGCAAUCUCUCUCAAACUGCCGUAUUUCAUCUUCUUCUCUUCAAUCUCGGAUCCCUUCCACCGCCGCCAAGCCCGACAUUGCCCCGGAGCCUGGGGACGACGGCGUUUUCCGUAGGUUUCUCCAUAAGAGAGCCGGUUUCCUACCGGAGGCCCGAUCUCUGCAUCCUGCCGGGGAUAGUCUCAUCCAGAAACUUCGGGAGAUGGACAUUGCGAGAAACCGGAUCCGUUUGGACGGGUUAACUCCGCCGGAGAAGGAGGAAUCGGACGUGGAAGUCCAAGAUGUUCGGAAAUUGUUGAGAGCGGCGCAGCUUGAAGCUGUGAAGUCGAAGCUGAGGAAGAUCCCGCAGAAUUGCGUGACGUACUCGGAGUUUAUUCAAAUGUGCGGCGAAAAUUGUUCCGAUCAAGAACAAGCGAAGCGGAUUGCGAAAAUACUGGACGAUUCCGCUACUGUAAUCAUCUUAGGCGACGUCGUUUUUCUGAAACCUGAACAGGUAGCAAAAACAAUCCAGGCUCUCCUCCCUGUACCAGGUCAAAAACCUAACGAUGCAGUAACAAAAGAACUUGAAGAAAUGGAGAAAGUGAAAGCAGCUAUUGACAACAAAGCUGACGCAACGGUUCGCCGUGAGCUCUGGGGCGGACUCGGCUUUCUGAUGGUACAAACAGCAGCAUUCAUGAGGCUCACAUUCUGGGAACUUAACUGGGAUGUAAUGGAACCCAUAUGCUUCUAUGUGACCUCAAUGUACUUCAUGGCCGGCUACACAUUCUUCAUGAGAACAUCAAAAGAGCCUUGCUUUGAAGGUUUCUAUCAAAGCCGUUUCAGCACUAAGCAGAAGCGUUUGAUGAAACUUCACAAUUUUGAUAUUGCAAGGUAUAAUCAACUCAAAGAUGCUUCGCCAUUGGCAUCAUCUUCUGAGUUGAAUUCAACUUCUGUUCAUCCAUUGAACCAAUUUCAGAGAACUUUUUGA
Molecule: messenger RNA, 1020 nt
Organism: Lathyrus sativus (Indian pea)
Lineage: Eukaryota; Viridiplantae; Streptophyta; Magnoliopsida; Fabales; Fabaceae
Source: the annotation of a GenBank genome assembly